Topomyia yanbarensis is the source of this 1233-nucleotide messenger RNA. RefSeq lists its product as uncharacterized. NCBI's taxonomy places the organism in Eukaryota, Metazoa, Arthropoda, Insecta, Diptera, Culicidae. The record is from RefSeq and is a predicted model, not a curated record. Bases 1 to 1233 code for a protein of 410 amino acids. The transcript is spliced from 2 exons.
AUGUCGAUUGGACACAUGGUUGAAGUGUCCGAGGAAGCAAACGAGUUCCAAACGUACUACGUGCCCCAUCAUGCUGUUUUCAAACCAGACAGCACUACAACAAAACUGCGUGUCGUUUUUGAUGCCUCGUGUGCCACGUCUACUGGUGUUUCCCUCAAUAAUGCCCUGAUGGUCGGUCCUGUUGUCCAGGAGGACUUAUUUAACAUAAUUCUGCGAUUUCGGGGACAUAUGUUUGCGGUAGUGGCAGAUGUUGCCAAAAUAUACAGGAUGGUAGAUAUGCAACAAGCAGAUCAAGAUCUACAAAGAGUUCUGUGGCGAGAUUCACCAAACGAACCAUUAAGAAGUUAUAGGCUGACCACGGUAACCUACGGAACUGCAUUGGCACCGUAUUUAGCGACGAAAUGUCUGCAAACGUUAGCAGCAACCGGAAACCGCUCUUAUCCAGUAGGGGCAAAAACUGUCGAGAAAGACUUUUAUGUUGACGAUAUGUUGUCCGGUGCCGAGUCAAUCGAAAAGGCGCAAGAAUUGAUAUCGGAAACGAGUGAGCUGAUGAGUUCUGCAGGAUUUCUUCUGAGAAAGUGGAGAAGCAACCAAGAGAUGGUUUUGGAAAAUGUUCCUUCCCAUUUACGAGACAACGACGGCACGAAAGAGUUGGAUUCGUCAAGUGCAUCAGUAAAAACUUUGGGAUUGUUAUGGGAACCAACCAGUGACAAUUUUCGUUUCAAUAUGCCAAAAUGGAGCAGCGGUUCAAUUAUAACUAAGCGAAGUGUGCUAUCGGAUACCGCUCGCAUCGUCGAUCCACUAGGUUUGGUGGGGCCAGUAAUAAUUCUCGCUAAGGUAUUCCUGCAAGAGGUGUGGAAAGAGCAAAUUGAAUGGGAUGAUCCAUUAUCACCCAAGCUGCAGGAAUACUGGCUGGAGUUCAGGAGAAAUAUGAUUAGUCUUGAAUCCAUCACUGUACCGCGAUGGAUUGGUUCUGGCCCGAAAUGCUUAGAGGUUGAGCUGUACGGAUUUUGCGACGCUUCUGAAAAGGCAUACGGAGCAUGUUUCUACACGAGUCAACAGGGAAACAGGACAACCGGAUUCAUCUCCCAUGCAGAAUCGGAAGAAGCUCUAAUGGAAUUGAUAACACUGGUGCAGAACGAAUGUUUUCCUUCAGAGAUGGCGAUUCUUAAGAAAGGAGGUCAGGUGGUUGAUUUCUCCCGCCUCAUCGGAAAAAAACCCUGCGUUGAUUAA